UGCCAGGCAUGGUGGUUGGCUGGUGAGUGCCAUAAGAAAUCCUGCGCUGGAUUUAUAGGGCAGAGAAAACGGAGCCAGGACUGCAUGCUGUGAUGGGAACAGUAUAAAUAAAUCCGGGACUACUGCUGCCACAUCCCAUCGCCAAGGCUCCUCUGAGACAAGUGAAUGUUUUCACACUGGAAGCUAAGACCCUCAGAACAAGUGGACACAGAGGAGCCCAGCGCUGCCCUGGAGAAGCUCUGCAGGUUCCAGUGCCACCCCAUGAGCAUGCACUUCAGUGCUGUUACCAGGGAUAUGGAGGCUUUCACAGCCAACAGCCUGAGUAGCCUAAACGCUUCUGGGGGCUACCACCUCUCCCCAUCUCCGGGGGACCCCUACAGCCAGCACGAAGCUCACUACGAACCUUGCUCUGCGGCUCAGCAUUCCUACAGCUUCGGCCCUGGCUCCAGCCAUGCCUGCCCGGAAUCGGAAAGUGCUGGAGCCUCGUCCUCCAGCUGCUCAUCCUCCUCCACUCCUGGGAGCAACAGCAGCAACAGCAGCAAAGCCCCGGUCAAGAAGAACCCAAAGGUGGCCAACAUCACCGUGCAGCUGGAGAUGAAGGCCCUCUGGGACGAGUUUAACCAGCUGGGCACAGAGAUGAUCGUAACCAAGGCUGGAAGGCGCAUGUUCCCCACCUUCCAGGUGAAGAUAUUCGGGAUGGACCCCAUGGCUGACUACAUGCUGUUAAUGGACUUUGUACCAGUGGACGAUAAACGCUAUCGAUAUGCCUUCCACAGCUCGUCCUGGUUAGUGGCCGGCAAGGCUGACCCCGCCACCCCCGGCAGGGUUCACUACCACCCCGACUCUCCGGCCAAGGGCGCCCAGUGGAUGAAGCAGAUCGUUUCCUUUGACAAACUGAAACUCACCAAUAACUUACUGGACGACAACGGCCAUAUCAUCCUGAACUCCAUGCACCGGUACCAGCCGCGCUUCCAUGUGGUGUAUGUGGACCCCCGCAAGGACAGUGAGAAGUACGCAGAGGAGAACUUUAAGACCUUCGUGUUUGAGGAGACCCGCUUCACAGCAGUCACAGCCUAUCAGAACCACCGGAUAACACAACUUAAAAUCGCUAGUAACCCAUUUGCCAAGGGCUUCAGAGACUGCGACCCAGAGGACUGGCCCAGAAACCAUAGACCAGGAUCCCUCCCACUCAUGAGCGCAUUUGCAAGGUCCAGGAAUCCGGUUUCAUCACCUCCACAGAAUGGAAGUGACAAAGAUGGAGACAGGAGAGAUUACGAAAGGGACACCAGUGGCACUCCAUUACACGGGGAUGCAGCCCAUCAACAACUAAUGUCCAGAGUUCUCAGCCCAUCACUUCCUGUGCCCGGUGGACUUGUAUCUCUUAGUACUGGCAGACCCAGUCCUCCCCAUGAACUCCGAUUGGACCCUCAUUCUCAGGGUUCAGAACCUCUCCAUCACCACCCAUACAAGUACCCAACAAGCUAUGAUCACUAUCUAGGAGCAAAAACCAGACCAAGUCCCUAUCCUUUACCAGGCAUCAGAGGACAUGGUUAUCACCAUCAUCAUAUGAACCCAGCAGCCGCCAAUAUGUAUUCUGCAGCUGGUGCACCUAGCAGUUAUGAAUAUGGACCAAGAUAACGGGAGUGAAUAAUCUUAUUGAACAACUAUUUAAACUUAUUAGACAAUGGAUGUUUUAUGCAUGAUUUUAAUUGUCCAGUAGUGUAUGCUUUGGAUUACAUUACUGCUGAAAUUAAAGUUGCUCUCACCCUAAAUUCAUUAGGGCAGACAUAGUUACCAUUGUGACUGGGACAGCAACCAACAAGCGCGCUGGAUCUUCCACCUAAUCCUGCUGAUGAUGCUGUGUCACUAGAAAGGACAUGCUUUGCCAACAAAGGCACUUUGAGAUGUGUCAGUGACUUGCUGCAAUGCUGUGCUGGGGGCAGGGUGAUGAGCACAGAGACUAAGGAGGAGCAGUAAAUUGGACUUUUAUACAAGUUCAGCUUUACCAAUGCUACUGGAAAAGGAAGUGCAGUAUCGGCCCCCACAGCUGCUCUGUUCGUGAACCAGUGAUCCCGACCUAUUCACACAGGGCAUUGACUUCUGCAGGGUCAAGUGCACUAUUCUUGCUUUAAAGAAGCCAUAUGCUUUUGUUGUGCUGUUUUCUUGUAUUUCCUGGAAAUAAAUGUACAGUAUGGUGGGCUCAGUUGCAGAUGAGCCUUGAGGUAUUAAAAUAACUUCUUUUUUUUUUUACCUUUGGAGAGUGAAGUUUUGGCUGCACUAUUUGUGAAUUAAAUGCACAUUAUGUGCUAUUAAACUAUAACUAUGCAAGUCUUUUACUGUGUAGCCUAUGUUCCUUCACAAAGUCAUCAAGUAAUAUAAUAAAACUGCUUUACAAAUGAGCACACUUGAGUAGACAGUAAAUGUAUAGUGGUGCAUCAAGCAGCUAUGUCCUUAUUCGCUUGUUCCCAACCACAUAACAGUGUAACGUAAUGAGACACUACAAGAUGUGUGCUGUGUAAACUCAACUUUUAUUCAUUUGCUGUGUAUUUUCCAGAUGUAAGUUUAGUUACCGUGCAAUUAUUCAUUUCAAUAUGAUGCCACCUUGUCAACACUUAUUUAUCGGGUGAUAACUAAUGUUUGAACUGCGUUAGUCUUACAUCCGUUUGGCUCAACUCAUAGGUUUGUGCAAAAACUUCUGAUCAACCCAGUGGUUUAAAGGAAGCACUGCUCUACUACACUGGCUAGACUAGAAGCGCCCAUGAAGUUUUAUUUAUUUAGUUAAUAAACAGAAUAAAGCUACUCUUAUUUAUUUUCCAGAUGAGAUUGUAUGAUAGCAUGCCUACGUUACCAGAUGCCCUUGUGCAACUAACAAUUCAUUUCUGCAAGCACUGUAAACACAAGUGUAGAUACAUUUGUAGAUAUGUAUGUAGAAAAACAACCUGUUAAACUGAAAAAAGAAUGGUUUCCUAUAAAUGUUAUUUUUGUCUUC
Messenger RNA from Bufo gargarizans (Asiatic toad), 2989 nucleotides. It is a transcript of the gene TBX1, whose product is annotated as T-box transcription factor 1. Gene Ontology annotation, molecular function: DNA-binding transcription factor activity, RNA polymerase II-specific; RNA polymerase II cis-regulatory region sequence-specific DNA binding. The transcript is spliced from 9 exons. The coding region runs from base 166 to 1638 and encodes 490 amino acids. Gene Ontology annotation, biological process: regulation of transcription by RNA polymerase II; positive regulation of DNA-templated transcription; cell fate specification. Gene Ontology annotation, cellular component: nucleus. NCBI's taxonomy places the organism in Eukaryota, Metazoa, Chordata, Amphibia, Anura, Bufonidae. The record is from RefSeq and is a predicted model, not a curated record.